This is a messenger RNA of Linnemannia hyalina, 2883 nucleotides long. The record is from the annotation of a GenBank genome assembly. Lineage: Eukaryota; Fungi; Mortierellomycota; Mortierellomycetes; Mortierellales; Mortierellaceae.
AUGUACUAUUAUAUCCGCCUGCUAAAGAACACGCCGCUUGAGGCCGUGAUUCAAGAGCCCUUCAAGAUGGUCUUCACAAUCACCACGGACCUCACAGAAAAGUUCUACGAGUCCCCUUGCAAGCUCCGUUGCCAAACCGUCGUCCGCACCCCCUCCACCGCCCCCGGCGCCACCCCCGACGACACCAUCAUGACUGUUAUGCCCCAGGGUCUCUCUCAAGGAUACUCGCUCGACUAUGACCCCAAGAUUGGUUACUGCUCCGUCGACCUCCGUAUGGCCCCCUGUAUGACCAUCUAUGACGAGUGCCAGGUAGUCCUCUCCCUCGACCCUGCUCCUUAUACCUCCAACAACGGGAAAGCUCUUAUCGCCCCACCAGAAUACGAGAUCCUCCCAGCCUGGUCGCUCCCGAUCCACCUCAAGCCUGCGCCAUUGAACUUCUCGAAAAGGACCAAACAUCGCAAGGUCAACAGGAAGUAUCUGAUCGAUACCCGACAGGACCUGGUGGAGCGUUAUUUCAAGUUGCCCCCGCAUUUGACGGGAGUUCAUGGACCCGGUCGGUCGCUUUUGGUGCGUGAGGAUGCGAAUGAGGGGUUUAUGGCUCGUCAUAUUUGGGACUCGGGAGUGUUUAUGACAAAGCACUUGAUGUUGCCCGACUCUUGGCUCAGCAAGUAUAUGAGGGAGCAGGAUAAGAAGGCGUUGGAGGCUUCGAUGGCAGAGUUGAGCGUUGCAGAGUCAACAGGAGCAGGAGCAGUAUCAACGGAAUCAACAACAGCAACAACAGUAACGUCAAUACGCCCAAAGAAGAGAGUUUGCUUGGAACUCGGUGCAGGAACUGGCCUCGUCGGCAUCGCCGUCGCAGCAGCAUUCCCCGAAUUGAGCGUUCUCUCCACAGAUCUCGACGAAGCUCUGGCUUUGAUGCAACAGAACGUCGACGCCAACAGGGCCCUCCUUCCCCAGAACAACAUGGAGGUCGGCUUCCUGGACUGGGCUGAGAAGGAUCGUCAGUGCGAACCCGUCGAGAUCUUGUUGCUGGCAGAUGUUGUGUAUAACGACUUGUCACAUGAGUUCUUGUUGCAGACGGUGCUGGAUUAUAGUGAUGAGCGGACCAAGGUGCUGUUGGGGUACAAGUUCCGUCACGAAGCUGAGCAGCAGUUCUUUGAGCGGGCGAAAGAACACUUUGAGAUUGAGUUGGUCCAUGAGCAGGAUACUAUGCAACUUUUUGUUCUUACCCGCAAGCUUUCAUCUGUUCCUGUCACAUCAGCACAGCUACACCCAUUGCCCAAGGAACAAAAGGCCAACCAACAGGAAUCGCGGCCCAAAUACAUCUCUGCCAUGUCAAAACCACAACAACCGUCACCGCCGCCCAUGUCAAACCGCCAACGCAAGAUCAUGGAGCGGCAAGCCGAAAAAAACCGCCUCGCCGCCGCCGCAAAACGUUCUUCCUCCACCUCUUCCCCAAACCCCAAUUCCCCCAACAACCCCUCGGGAGAGAACACAAGCGCACGCACCCCAUUCCGGGAAGCAGAGCUCCAAUUUCUGGCCCGCCAUCCCGUACCUGACUUUUCGCUGGCCUUGGAUUUCCGGCUGCCGGCGGAGGAGUUGUUGAGGAGGUACCCCAAAGUGAGGAGGGCGAGAUUGAACGGUGGGAGGUCGUUGAGUCAGUUCUCAGAAUUAUUUGGAUUCAAGGAGACCAAGGAUGGUCAGGACCAGGAGGAGGAGGAGUACGCCUAUUUGCAUGAGGAUCAUCCAGGCCUAAUCUAUAUCCCAGCCGCAUUCACGCCAGCAGCACAACGGACACUGAUCAAGGGAUGCCUCAAGGAAUACUCUCGCCACCCCAACAAAUCCAGCCUCGACACCCACUACAAGGUCCCCUCCUCUGGACUCUGGGACCUCCACGAAAAUGUAUACCUCAAGAAGCAAUCCCCAGACGACCCAGCUGUGUUUGUGCCCCGGAAGGCGGAUGUUGAUAAUCAGGCCAAUGGAUAUGGAUCUGAUGAUGACGACGACGAUGAUGAUCAGGAUGGCGAGCAGGAUGCAAACGGAAAUGGGAAGAAGCAAGAGACCGGCCCACGCCCCAAACCUCAAUCCCAACAACCAGCAGCCAAGAAAUCCAAGCCCUCCAACCCACCACAACGUCGAGCAAUGGUCCCCAUCACCAACGAAACCCCCACCGUCCCCGACAACGUCCCCAAAAUCGACCCCGAACCGUCCUCCCAAGUCCCCAUCCUCCCGCCCUCACAACUGAUCCGCAAGAUGCGCUGGAUUACUUUGGGAUACCAGUACCAUUGGCCCUCCAAGACCUAUCAUUUUGACCAGAAUGCGCCAUUUCCAAAGGAGUUAUGCGUUCUCUCUAAAGCUGUUGUUGCGGCUGUUGAUAAUGAUGGUGAGAAGGGGGAGUUCCCGUACCCAUACCCGGCGGAGGAUUUCGUGGCAGAGGCCGGCGUUAUUAAUUAUUAUCAACUCAAGGAUCGGUUGAUGGGGCAUGUGGAUCGUAGCGAGCUGAACAAACAUGCUCCCCUCGUCUCCUUCAGCUUCGGGCACUCGUGUAUCUAUCUGUUGGGCGGCCCUACACGCGAACAGUCUCCUACCCCAAUCCUCCUCCAAAGUGGGGACAUCCUCGUCAUGACCGGACCCUGUCGCUCCGCCUUCCACGGAGUACCAAGGAUUAUCGAGGAUACCUUACCAGGAUACCUUCAACAAGACCUUACAGACCCGGAAUGGGAUAUCUAUGCGGAUUACCUGGCCGAAGCCAGGAUUAACCUCAAUAUCCGUCAAGUAUACCCACCAAAGUCUAGUACCACUACCACUGCCACCUCUACAUCUGAUCCAAUUGUUACCACCACCACCACUACCACCACUGCCCUUGAUACUCCAGCCGAAUAA